Molecule: messenger RNA, 1678 nt
Organism: Asterias rubens (European starfish)
Lineage: Eukaryota; Metazoa; Echinodermata; Asteroidea; Forcipulatida; Asteriidae
Product: cysteine-rich motor neuron 1 protein-like
Exons: 4
Coding region: 97-801 (234 amino acids)
Molecular function (GO): protein binding
Source: RefSeq, a predicted model, not a curated record
UGAUUCAGUGAACCUGAUGCCGUAUAACUCGUUUGCCUGACUGUGUGGUGUUGCUCUACCAAUAAGUAACUACUAAGAAAUACUGCGUGUAUAGUCAUGUGUGUCUUCGUAAGUCGAGUUGUCUUGGUCUUAUCCAUUGCAGUGGCUUGCUGUUGGGCUAACGUCAUGACUCGGGAUGAUACAGCAAAUGGAGAAAGAGACAAUCUUCCUUGUGAGUACCUAGGCAAACCUCUACUCCAUGGCGAGAGUAUCAAGCACGACUGUAUAGUAUGCACCUGUGAUAAUUAUACAGUGAGCUGUAUGUUUGAGUCAUGUCCACCGCUCAACUGCAGACACACAAUCAAAGUUGAAGGGCAAUGCUGCAAAGUCUGCUUAGAGGCAAAUGGAGAAAGAGACAAUCUUCCUUGUGAGUACCUAGGCAAACCUCUACUCCAUGGCGAGAGUAUCAAGCACGACUGUAUAGUAUGCACCUGUGAUAAUUAUACAGUGAGCUGUAUGUUUGAGUCAUGUCCACCGCUCAACUGCAGACACAAAAUCAAAGUUGAAGGGCAAUGCUGCAAAGUCUGCUCACAGACACCACCAACGACAGUCAUUGAAGACAUUGCAGGCGAUGAAGAAAUAAGUAACGAAACACCGCCCUCUACCGACAGUCCACCACUCCUCUCCAUCUUAGAAACGGGAAGAGCUCAGUUGCAACUGGAUCAGGAUCGCCUUCAGAUCGAGAUUGACCACCUUGACGAAACUCGUAUAAUGAACAAACAACUUGCAGCUCUGAUUUCCCUCAUGGAAACUCAGCGUUAAAUAAUUUAUUUUAUGACCACCAGGCAACCACAGUCUCUUAUGGGUAAACAGUUUCAGAUGUUGAAUUUUCUAUAAUGCAGGGGAAAGCAACAAACCUCAAUUUGAAACUUUGCAAGGUGGAAAUACGAUAUAGUGAACAACAGGUUUGCGGUAGUGCGGUAGCACCAUGUAAUGAUAAUCUCAAAAAGUUUAUUAUGUUUUUAAUAUUACUUGUUUGUAGCUUGCUUGACUACAAUAAACUGAAGUUCGAUUGAAUUAAUAACAUAGUUAAUGUGAAUUAUCCUGUAUUGAGUGCUGCGCAACACUAAACUUCCACGUCAGGAUCAUCCUUAAUCCGGGUCCAAUGGCUUGUCCCAUUUUAGGGUCAGUUUGACCUGGAAAACAUCUUUGUUCAAUUGCGGUUUGCUUAUAGCUUGACUUUGAUAAUAAUAAGCUGAAAUUUAAUUGAAAUUAUUACUAAGUUUAUGCGAGUGAUUAAGGGUCGAGUGUUGCACAGAACUUCCGGUCAGAAUUUACCUGGAACCAAGUCAGGUCCAAUGGCUUGACCCAUUUAAAAGGUCCGUUUGACCCAGAAUACAUCUUUUAAUUGUGUUUUGCUUUCAGCUUGACACAUGAAUUAUGUUGCUUUCGGCAUGAAUGAAGCACAUACAUUUUUCUCUAUAUAAACUCUCUUUUUUUUUUUAAUCUUUUUUUAGGGCUCCCAAGUGUUCAUCUUUGGGGGAUAUAGAUUUAUAGAAUUCCAUAUGAGUGCCAUGAUUAUUGGUAACAAAUCUUACACUGUAAUUUGAUGUAGUCACGCAUUGCGUUAAAGGCAGUGGACACUAGUGGUAAUUGUCAAAGUCUAGCCUUUACAGUUGGUGUAUCUCAACAUAUUAUG